GUUGAUACGGUAUAUCUUGCGGAGUCUCUUGGUAUAUUAAAGCCGCCUUGCCACGGUCACACUUUCGCCAACUGCAAGAAUAAAAAGCUAUUAGCCACCAUGACGACUGCCUUUGACGCCGCACACACGGAGGGGCCGGGAUUCGUGGGCAUUCGGUUCUGCCAGGAGUGCAACAACAUGCUGUACCCCAAGGAGGACAAGGAGAACAAAAUCCUGCUCUACGCCUGCCGGAACUGCGAUUACAAGCAGGAGGCGGACUCCAACUGCAUCUACGUCAACAAGAUUAUGCACGAAAUCGAUGAGCUGACCCACAUUGUGCCCGACGUGAUCUCCGAUCCCACGCUGCCGCGAACGGAAGAUCACGCCUGCCCCAAAUGCUCCCACAGGGAGGCGGUCUUCUUCCAGGCGCAAACCCGUCGCGCCGAAGAGGAGAUGCGACUGUACUACGUGUGCACCAACCAGAACUGCACCCACCGAUGGACGGAGUAGAAACAGAUGACCCAUCGCCUCGUAAUCGUAGUCCUAAGUAAACGAACCAAUGUAAUGGCACUUUGCAAUCGCAAGUUCAUAAUUCCCCCAUGGCUAUGCCGCAAAAACAUCCCACGUGCAGCUCCAUUCUCGAUUUCCGCCUGAUGAUAUAAAAGCCACAGUGUAAAGAAAUCAAUGUGCUUCCCAUGAAUUUGAGGGACCUAUAUUUGAUUUGUACAAAUGUAAGCCACCACUAUUUCCAUAGCUCAGGCUUUAAAUAAAUAUAUAAAUGCAUUGCGCCGAAACUGUUGCAUCAUCCUUUGCUAGCCAAACUUUAAUAAAUAUUAGUUUCCAAGAAAGCGUAUAAGUUUUGCACAUGCAUAUAUUCAGUUGAGAACAAAACCAACCUUUUUGUUGCAAAAAUUAGUAGUGAUUUAUGAAAAAUAAAGCUCAAUGUUAAGCAGGUUAAGCCGCAUAUUUAGGCAACAUAAA
Messenger RNA from Drosophila yakuba, 960 nucleotides. It is a transcript of the gene RpII15, whose product is annotated as DNA-directed RNA polymerase II subunit RPB9. The coding region runs from base 100 to 489 and encodes 129 amino acids. Gene Ontology annotation, biological process: DNA-templated transcription; transcription initiation at RNA polymerase II promoter; transcription-coupled nucleotide-excision repair. Gene Ontology annotation, molecular function: zinc ion binding; nucleic acid binding; DNA-directed RNA polymerase activity. Lineage: Eukaryota; Metazoa; Arthropoda; Insecta; Diptera; Drosophilidae. The transcript is spliced from 2 exons. Gene Ontology annotation, cellular component: RNA polymerase II, core complex. The record is from RefSeq and is a predicted model, not a curated record.